This is a messenger RNA of Chelmon rostratus (copperband butterflyfish), 1773 nucleotides long. RefSeq names its product acid-sensing ion channel 1-like. The transcript has 10 exons. NCBI's taxonomy places the organism in Eukaryota, Metazoa, Chordata, Actinopteri, Chaetodontiformes, Chaetodontidae. Bases 1 to 1491 code for a protein of 496 amino acids. Gene Ontology annotation, biological process: sodium ion transmembrane transport. Gene Ontology annotation, cellular component: membrane. The record is from RefSeq and is a predicted model, not a curated record.
AUGGAUCUCAAAGUGGAAACCGAAGACAUGGACACAAACCAACCUCCGCCCAUAGAAGUUUUUGCGCACAGCUCGACCCUGCACGGAAUCUCUCACAUUUUCACGUACGAGCGGUUCUGCAUCAAACGCUGCCUGUGGGUCAUGUUUUUCUUGGGCUCCCUGACCUUCUUGCUUUACGUGUGCGUGGACCGGAUCCACUUCUACCUCGAGUACCCGCACGUCACCAAACUGGAUGAGGUCACGACCCCGAUCAUGACGUUCCCCGCGGUCACCUUUUGCAAUCUGAACGCGUUCCGCUUCAGCCGGGUGACGCGCAAUGACCUGUACCACGCUGGGGAGCUGCUGGCCCUGCUCAACCAGAGGUAUGAGAUCAGGGACAUACAUCUUGUGGAGGAGAGUGUUCUGGAGAGCCUAAAGGUGAAAGCCGAUUUCCAUAAUUUCAAGCCGCGACCCUUCAACAUGCGGGAAUUCUACGACCGCACCGGCCACGACAUCAACGACAUGCUGCUCUCCUGCCACUUUCACGGCACUGAGUGCAGAGCGGAGGACUUCAAAGUGGUGUUCACGCGCUACGGGAAGUGUUACACCUUUAAUGCCGGCGAUGAUGGACGCCCUCCCCUGAUCACCACCAAGGGAGGUAUGGGUAAUGGACUGGAGCUCAUGCUGGACAUUCAGCAGGAUGAAUACCUGCCUGUCUGGGGAGAAACAGAUGAGACGUCAUUCGAAGCCGGGGUCAAAGUUCAAAUCCACAGUCAGGACGAGCCGUCCUUCAUUGACCAGCUCGGGUUCGGAGUGGCACCCGGGUUUCAGACGUUUGUUUCCUGCCAGGAACAGAGGCUGAUAUAUCUUCCUCCGCCCUGGGGAGACUGUAAGGUGACGGCCAUGGAUUCGGACUUCUUUGAUAGUUACAGCAUCACGGCCUGUCGCAUCGACUGCGAAACACGCUACCUGGUGGACAACUGCAACUGUCGCAUGGUGCACAUGCCUGGUGACGCACCCUACUGCACCCCCGAGCUGUACAAAGAAUGUGCUGACCCAGCGCUUGAUUUCCUGGUGGAGAGAGACAAUGAUUUCUGUGUGUGCGAGACGCCGUGCAACAUGACGAGAUACAGCAAAGAGCUGUCCUUCGUCAAGAUCCCCAGCAAGGCCUCUGCGAAAUAUCUUGCGAAGAAAUACAACAAAUCCGAGCAGUAUAUUAAAGAGAAUAUCCUGGUUUUGGACAUCUUUUUUGAGGCUCUCAAUUAUGAAACUAUUGAACAGAAGAAAGCUUAUGAAGUAGCUGGACUUUUAGGUGAUAUCGGUGGUCAGAUGGGACUUUUUAUUGGGGCAAGCAUACUCACCAUUCUGGAGCUCUUUGACUACCUUUAUGAGGUGAUAAAGUACAAGCUGUGCCGCUGCUCUGAUAAGAAGCACAAGCACAACAACAACAACGACCAGGGAACAGUGCUGAGCUUAGAUGAUGUCAAGUGUCACGUCAGUAACUUUCACUAGGCUUCUGCAGCCGUGAGGACGGAGUCGCUGCACCCUCUUAUCCCUGGACGGUAUAUGUGGACUUUGCUCAUUGCAGUUUGUCAGACUGCAGGAGCAACAGAGGAAGUGUCUGAACUGGUUUGUGAGCAACGAGGUGAACUCAGCAUGUGGCUGACGUCAGAAGAAGCCACACAGACGACAGGGCAGCAGAAACCAGUGAUCAACAUGUGAUGAAUUCAAAAAUGUCAGAAUAACUGCAUGGUCAUCCGUAAAACAGCUUUUAAAGACAUAAUAACAGAUACA